UUAUAUUCUCAUCGAUUAGCUGACAAAAUCAUGUUCUGUGGCGUCCCAGUUUUUUCCGUUUGCAUUGCACUCAAUGUGAUGAUUCUUUGUCAUGCGGAGACGCUGAAUUUGUUUGGCAACUUGGAGGCUAUUUAUGAACAGGCAGAAAAUGCACUCUCCACUUUACGAGAGGCACUUUUGGAAUUUGAAGCAAAUGGAACUCUGAGCACAUCCCCUGAUGAGAUUUAUCCCACUUCCUGCCUGACUUCUGGAGGUCUCGAGAAUGGCUUGCGAACCCUGAAAGUUCCAGGCUUGAGUCCUUUUCAGGUGUACUGUGAAAAUCAGAUAGCCGGACCCGGCUGGAUCGUGGUUCAAAAGAGGUUCAGUGGAAACCUAAGCUUCUUUCGCAAUUGGAAGGAGUACAAGAUGGGAUUCGGGAAUCUGACGGACGAGUACUUCUUGGGCCUCGAGAAGAUUCGUGCCUUGACUGCCCUGGAGCCGCAUGAGUUGUAUAUACACCUGGAGGACUUUGAUGAUACCAUUAAGCAUGCGAGAUUCGAUGAGUUCGCCAUUGGAAACGAAGAUGACGACUAUGCAAUGUACGCACUGGGAAAAUAUUCAGGCACUGCGGGAGAUUCCCUUCGCUCUCACCGGAAAAUGAAGUUUUCCACAUAUGACAGGGAUAACGAUCGCGAGUUUAACAAGAACUGUGCCUUUUACUAUCUGGGAGGAUGGUGGUACAGCGCCUGUCUGGACAGCAACCUUAAUGGUCAGUAUAUGCCGGGUGGAAAGUACGAGGAGAGCUUGUUCGCCAGAGGAAUGUGCUGGCGAUCUUGGCGUGGCCACAACUACGGUUACAGGGUAACCCAAAUGAUGAUACGCCCCAAGUGCCGAAAGAUACCACUGAUUCAUCAGUGAAUUUUGACAAGGCGGUUUCACGAAUAUUAUUGUUAUUAUUAUUUGCUGUUCACUCCCUUUUGGUUAAAUGGCUUCCAGAACGUGAAAACAAUUUGUUAUGUACUUGAUUAAUAUGCAAAGGUUGUUCCAUUGAAUCAUCGCAUUUUUGCCGAGCACGUUAAUCAGAAUCUCAAUCAGAACUGCGAAAUAUACUGAAAUUCUCAUGUUUA
Messenger RNA from Drosophila teissieri, 1106 nucleotides. RefSeq names its product microfibril-associated glycoprotein 4. Bases 31 to 897 code for a protein of 288 amino acids. The transcript has 4 exons. The record is from RefSeq and is a predicted model, not a curated record. Lineage: Eukaryota; Metazoa; Arthropoda; Insecta; Diptera; Drosophilidae.